Messenger RNA from Cornus florida, 945 nucleotides. RefSeq lists its product as uncharacterized. The record is from RefSeq and is a predicted model, not a curated record. NCBI's taxonomy places the organism in Eukaryota, Viridiplantae, Streptophyta, Magnoliopsida, Cornales, Cornaceae. The transcript has 2 exons. The coding region runs from base 1 to 945 and encodes 314 amino acids.
AUGGAUAUCAAUGCUGACAAUGUGGUGGACUCAGAAAUAGAGGACCUUACAGAGAAUACCGAUGAUGGAAAACUAGUAUGGGAUGAUUCCCAUCUUGAAGCUUUCAUCAUCUGUAUGGAGGAAGAAGUCUAUGGCGGUAAUCGGAAUAAUACAACUUUUACUCCAAAUGGUUGGAAGAAUAUACGGAAAGGCAUGAGUAGGCGUACAGGCAAGAACUAUGAACUAAAACAACUUAAGAGCAAAUUCAACCACCUGAGGGUAGACUACAGAGCCUUUAUGAGUUUGUUAGGAGAAACAGGCGUGGGAUAUAAUGCUGAGACGGGCAUGAUUGUAGUUGAAAAUGAAAGAUGGACUAGAUUGAUCAAGGUGAAUUCCCAAUAUGGUAAGUAUCGAAAGAAGCCAUGUAAUCAUUUUGAUAAGCUCACAACUGUAUUUGGAGGCACACACGCUACAGGUGCACAUGUCCAUACUUCCUACAGUCCACCCAUUCUCAACCAAACCCCCGCACACCAUGAAGGCACACAAUCGUCAUUUGACCUUAAUGAUGAUUUUGCUGAGUUAGGCGGUCAUGAGUUCAGUCCUUCUCCUGACCCUCGUGGUAAGAAACUAAGGAGAGAGAGUUUUGCCUCCACAAUGGAUCGUGUCAUGGAGAAAAUGAGUGAGGCUAGUAGAGAGAAAACAGAGCGAAUUGAAAGGGCCAUAGUCGUUUCUUCAUCAUCUAAUAUGAAAACAGGGCAGGAAGCUGGGCAGGUUGAAGUAAAUUCUCCAGAUAAGACAAAGGGUGAUUUUAAAUUAUGUUGUUACAUUCUGAAUAAGUUGGAGGGCGUUGAUAUGAAACAAUAUGCUAAGGUCACCCAGAUGUUACGUAAUGAUGAACUUUGGAGGGAUUUCUUUUUUAAUGACCUUCCAGAUGAGAAGAGGGUUGGUUGGAUCAAUGGAGUAUGA